This is a messenger RNA of Stegastes partitus (bicolor damselfish), 1826 nucleotides long. RefSeq names its product phosducin b (gene pdcb). The record is from RefSeq and is a predicted model, not a curated record. The transcript has 4 exons. Bases 141 to 851 code for a protein of 236 amino acids. Lineage: Eukaryota; Metazoa; Chordata; Actinopteri; Pomacentridae. Gene Ontology annotation, cellular component: photoreceptor outer segment. Gene Ontology annotation, biological process: regulation of G protein-coupled receptor signaling pathway.
AUCUCACGGAUAUUGUGCUCUCGCAUGAGUUAACUCCUAACGUGCUGCUUUUAACAGUCAAACGCGACACAGUGGCUUCUUGUGUGCUGCUCUUGAAUAGGAAACACGCUCAUCGACUGCCCGAGUAGCUAACUGGAAAAAUGUCUAACAGCCUGAUGGAUUUGGAAGAGACUGCGACCCACACAGGUCCAAAAGGAGUCAUCAAUGACUGGAGGAGGUUUAAGUUGGAAAGUAUGGACCAGGAAAACUUGCCUCCUGCAAAGAGGGAACUGUUGAGACAGAUGUCGUCCCCCAGCAGGUCAAGAGAUGACACCAGAGCAAACCUGAACCGCAAGAUGAGCGUUCAGGAGUAUGAACUGCUGAAGGAGGAGGAUGAAGGAUGUCUUAAGAAGUACAGAAAACGAUGUAUGCAAGAGAUGCAUGACAAGCUCAGCUUUGGGCCCAAGUUUGAAGGCGUGCAUGACCUGGACAGUGGGGAGGCCUUCCUAGAAGUCAUUGAGAAAGAGCAUCACAGCACAGUGGUGGUUGUUCACAUUUACAAGAUUGGAGUCAAAGGUUGUGAGGAGCUCAACAACUGCCUUGACUGCUUGGCCACUGAGUACCCCACCGUAAAGUUCUGCAGGAUUGACGCUGUCGCAUCUGGUGCUGCCGAGCGUUUUUCGGAUGAAUUUUUGCCAACGCUGCUGGUGUACAAGGCUGGCGAGCUACUAGGGAACUUCCUAGCCUGCACGCAGCACCUAAACGAGGAGUUCUUUGCUACCGACGUUGAGGCCUUCCUCAACAGCUACGGCCUGCUGCCGGAGAAAGAGCUGCCUGGGAUGGACGACGAGGAAGAAAACGAUAUAGAGUAAAUGACGAGACUGGCUGCUGAGGAAGAAAAGAAGCUGUGUCACAGGGCUGGAUAGAGAUCUCAUAAAGACAAUUUACCAAAUAAGACAAGUUAUCCUUUUGGUCUUCAGCAAAUAGAAAACCAUAAAAUCUCCACUAGCUCACCAGUGAUUGAGGAUUAUUCUCUGAAGGAGAAGUUUUACAUCCAGUUGGCGACGAAUCCUGAGUGUCCCAGAUAUGGGCGCCUCUGAUUCUGGGUGUGGGUUACAGCACGGUGAGGUGAUACAGCUUUUGUUUUAUACUGGCUACAUGUAACUAUAACUGCAUUGUUCUAUUUUUAAAUGUUAGUGAAUACUACAUGCUGUAUGUACUUAAAAUGUUUAUUCAUAGAGUAUUUUGUAGCACUGAAUUUGAUCUGAGCACAAGUUAUUUAUAAGAACCGGGGCUGACACAGCGUGACAUCCCUGAAUGUUAUGCAAUAUUGUUUUAUGUGAUGUCUUUAUGGUAAUCAGCCAAAAACUAAAAAAAAAACCUUUAGAGAGCUUAGCUAAACAGCAACUCUUAGACUUAAGAGGCCAAAGCACUUUUGAUGUGGAAAUAUUUUUGUGUAAAUAUCUAACAUAGAACUUGCUUCCCGAGCCAAUGUGGUGGGAGGCGAGUACUGCGUCUGGUUAAACAUUCACGACUCUCAUUUUCAUCAAUAAAAUGUUAACAGAGAGGAGUUCAGUCAUUUCUGUGUCGUUUACAUUGUGAAAGUAGGAAGAAAGUAGUGUAAAAAUACAAGGAGGAAACUGUGCAUCCUGGGUUUUCUUCUUCUUAACAUGAUACUCAGCCAACAAGUCCUCGACUCAACACGACGUCAGCGUCGUUUUUGAAUUUGCUGUGGAUGUGGGUGAUAGUUUAAACUCUGUGCAUGAACAGGAUAAAACAUCUCAUCUUGAUGUAUGACAGCCUCCUGCCCAUAACAACAAUAAAACAGUAAAGGUUUUUUUGUUGCA